Molecule: messenger RNA, 838 nt
Organism: Syngnathus typhle (broad-nosed pipefish)
Lineage: Eukaryota; Metazoa; Chordata; Actinopteri; Syngnathiformes; Syngnathidae
Product: immediate early response gene 2 protein-like
Exons: 2
Coding region: 187-516 (109 amino acids)
Source: RefSeq, a predicted model, not a curated record
AGGAAGGCCAGAAGAGAAAAACGAUGAGGAAGAAGAAGAUGACAGCACGUUUGUUACUUCACAUUUAAGAGCGUCGCAAACGAGUGGUGACAUCACGGGUCAUUUGAAAGCUUCGGACAAUCUCAUUUGGUGCGCCACAAAGAACUUUGACUGGUGUCUUCGUGACGUCACGGGCGCAUCGAACGGAUGCGCGAAGCAAACGCACAAACGGACUCAUGGGGAACUUCGACAGACAAGUCGACAGACAUGGAGGUGAGCGCCCAGGCCUUAAGGAUCUAUUACACGUCUUGGGGGAAACUGCACAGCUCCCGCAUUCAGAGAGGAGGACAGCGUCUUCACAGGAGCCUCAUGCUCAUCCAAAUGAUCGAAUCCUCCACUGACCUCUACUACUCUGCUCUGGCCAUCGCGCAAAGCGGCCAACGGGUGGCUGACAAUCCCGCAGAGACCUUCACAGCCGCUAGCAAUGAGGACGAGCGCAAGGAGACCAUGGAAGCGUGCCUCGCUAUCUCCCAGUGAUGGAUGGGAUGGAUGGGAUGGAUGGGAUGGAUGGGAUGGAUGGGAUGGAUGGGAUGGAUGGGAUGGAUGGAUGGAUGGAUGGAUGGAUGGAUGGAUGGAUGGAUGGAUGGAUGGAUGGAUGGAUGGAUGGAUGGAUGGAUGGAUGGAUGGAUCCGCCCUCUUUCUCCUCUAUGUGAGGAGGCAACAACCAAAGUAUCACCAAAGUACAAAUGCAUUGCAAAAGAAAAGAGGAUGGCUCCAAUUUGAUAUACGUAACAGCUGGAGUUCUCUGAAACGGAACUGGACUAGCAUACUGUGAAUGCAAUAGAGUUGCCAAACUAUC